UGUAUUCUUUGCUUUUUUUCUUGUUUGUUUUGCUUAAUUUUUGACCGACUUCUGAGACAACAUCAAUAAAAAAGACGACCAACAACAGCAACAACAAUAUGGAUGCCGAGGCGCCAGCACAGCUAGAGAAAAAUCAGACUGCGGUAGUUCCGAAACAGGAAACCGCGGAUGGAGGAGCCACUGGGGAAACUGCAGGUGGAGGUGAAGCAGCCAAGGCUCCCAAGAAAGUGGACCACGAUGCCGAUUAUCAUCCGCCGACAAGCUAUUUGGAGACCAUUGUACACCUGUUCAAGGGGAACAUCGGACCCGGUCUCUUCGCCAUGGGGGAUGCGUUCAAGAACGGCGGUCUGCUGGUGGCCCCCAUUCUGACCAUUGUGAUCGCGGUGGUCUCCAUCCACUGCCAGCACGUCCUGGUCUCCUGCUCCAAGAAGAUGCGGGACCUCAAGGGGGAGGCCGUGUGCGCGGACUACGCCCAAACGGUGGAGCAGUGCUUCGAAUUGGGUCCACCCAAGCUGAGGGGCUGGUCCCGCACAAUGGGUCGUCUGGUGGACAUCUUCAUUUGCGUCACCCAGUUGGGCUUCUGUUGCAUCUACUUUGUGUUCAUCAGCACGAAUCUGAAGCAGAUCCUGCAAGCCUACGAGAUCGAUAUGAAUGUCCACCUGGUGAUGCUGCUGGCCUUCGUGCCCGUGCUCCUCAGUUCGCUGAUCACGAACCUCAAGUGGCUGACGCCCGUCUCGAUGUUCGCCAACCUGUGCAUGAUCCUCGGCCUGGCCAUCACCUUGUACUAUGCCCUCAAGGACGGACUGCCGGAGGUCGGGGAACGCGCCCUCUGGACGAACGGCUCCCAGCUGGCCCUCUUCUUCGGCACCGCCAUCUUCGCCUUCGAGGGCAUCGCGUUGGUGAUGCCGCUGAAGAACGCCAUGCGCAAACCGCAGCAGUUUGAGCGACCCCUGGGCGUCCUCAAUGUGGGCAUGUUCCUCGUCUCCGUCAUGUUCAUGUUCGCCGGAUCGGUGGGCUAUAUGAAGUGGGGCGAGCAGGUCGGCGGCAGUCUGACCCUCAAUCUGGGCGAUACCAUCUUGGCUCAGGCAGUCAAACUGAUGGUCUCCGCCGGCGUUCUUCUCGGCUAUCCCUUGCAAUUCUUCGUGGCCAUCCAGAUAAUGUGGCCAAGUGCUAAGCAGAUGUGCGGCAUCCAGGGACGAUCGCUGCUCGGCGAGCUAAGCUUCCGCACAUUCAUGGUGCUGCUGACCCUUGCCAUCGCCGAAAUGGUGCCAGCGUUGGGACUUUUCAUCUCGCUGAUCGGAGCUCUAUGCUCCACGGCUUUGGCCCUCGUCUUUCCGCCCGUCAUCGAACUGAUCGCCAGGAGCGAACAGAAUAAGGGACCCGGAUUGUGGAUUUGCGUGAAGAACCUCGUCAUCCUGGUGCUGGCACUGCUGGGAUUCUUCACCGGCUCCUACGAGAGUCUCAAGCAGAUUAUCAAGCACUUUGGGGAGGAGGAACUGCACUGAGGAUAGAUCAGAAUGGACCAUCACAGAAUAUUAUCACCAUAGUAUCAUUACUAAAAUAGCAGAGGAUCUACCAAGAUUAUUUACAAACUUAUCAGAGGAUAUUGCAGUACUAAAUCAAAGUAUUUCAUGGAACAUUAACAGAUUACUAUUAAGAUAUCAUGAUCUUGAUACAAAUAAUUACAAAAUAUCUAUACAGGAAUAGCACAAGAUCAUUAGUAUCAUAACCUCAAAGUAACAUCAAAGCUUUAUCUAGAGAUUAUGGAAAAUCCUAUCACCAGUUAUACCAAAUAAAUAAAACAGGAUCACAACAGCAAUCACAGCAACAUCACAGGAAUAAAUUAAUCAAAAAAUAGCAAUCGAAAACAUUAUGGAGCAAUAUAAUAUGUACCUAUCUAUUAAUCCUUAGUUAUUUAUAUAACUUGUUUGCGAAUUUAUUAUCAACAAAACAAACACCCAAAACAUGUUUAUACCUAAGUGACUUUCUUUGUGUCUUAGUGAGCGUGCAGCGCAUUUUACUUAUUAUAAUUGAUUAUUUUUUUUUAUAGAUAUUAAGUGAGAAUAAACGAUGCGACGUUCGUUUUGACGUCAUCGCAAAAUGACAA
Messenger RNA from Drosophila ficusphila, 2107 nucleotides. RefSeq names its product proton-coupled amino acid transporter 4. Gene Ontology annotation, biological process: amino acid transmembrane transport. Gene Ontology annotation, molecular function: amino acid transmembrane transporter activity. The transcript has 6 exons. Lineage: Eukaryota; Metazoa; Arthropoda; Insecta; Diptera; Drosophilidae. The record is from RefSeq and is a predicted model, not a curated record. Gene Ontology annotation, cellular component: vacuolar membrane. The coding region runs from base 99 to 1505 and encodes 468 amino acids.